AAGCGUCAAGAAGGGGAUAGGCCGGGAAAGCGCACCUCCUCGCCUUCUCCGCCCUUCCCGGCGCGGAGAUCAGCACCAGCGAUGGCGGCAGAGGGAGGAGCGGGCGCCUUAUUAGAAGCGGCAUCGUCGGCCCAAUUCCAGGAUUUGCUGCAGCGGUCGGACAGGUCUUUAGUGGUGGUUCAUUUUUGGGCCCCAUGGGCUCCUCAGUGCGUUCAGAUGAAUAAUGUCAUGGCUGAACUAGCAAAAGAGCAUCCACAGGUUACGUUUGUGAAACUGGAAGCUGAAGCAGUUCCAGAAGUAUCUGAAAAAUAUGAAAUUUCUUCUGUUCCAACGUUCUUGUUUUUUAAGGAUUCUCAGAAAAUUGACCGAUUAGAUGGUGCUCAUGCACCAGAACUGACCAAAAAAGUUCAGCGUCAUACAUCUAGUUUGGCUCUUUCACUUGGUUCUGCUGAUAAUGAAAAAGAGGACCUUAAUUCACGACUCAAGAAACUGAUUAAUGCUGCACCUUGCAUGUUGUUUAUGAAGGGAACGCCUCAUGAGCCUCGUUGUGGUUUCAGCAGACAAAUGGUAGAAAUUCUUAACAAGCAUAACAUUGUGUUUAGCAGCUUUGAUAUACUUUCUGAUGAAGAAGUACGCCAAGGUCUAAAAACGUACUCUGACUGGCUUACUUAUCCACAGUUAUAUGUAACUGGAGAGCUUAUAGGUGGAUUGGAUAUUGUUAAGGAGCUUGAGGCUUCAGGAGAAUUGGAUACAGUCUGCCCUAAAGCACACAAAUUAGAGGACAGGCUCAAAGAGUUAAUAAACAAGGCUCCUGUGAUGUUGUUCAUGAAAGGAAAUAAACAGAUGGCAAAGUGUGGAUUCAGCAAGCAGAUUAUAGAAAUUCUAAACAAUACUGGUGUUGAUUAUGAGACUUUUGACAUACUGGAGAAUGAAGAGGUGCGGCAAGGAUUAAAGAAGUAUUCAAACUGGCCAACCUACCCACAGCUGUAUGUGAAAGGUGAACUCGUUGGAGGCCUAGAUAUUGUUAAGGAACUAAAUGAAUCUGGUGAGUUGUCAUCUAUUCUGAAAGGAGAAAAUUGAUGCAAGUGAAAUUCAGUAAUGAAGACAGCUGAAAUACAAAAAAAAUAUUAUUGACAUUUUCACUGGAACAGGUCAUGAUGGAAAAAACAGAAUGCGGGUUUCUGACUUUCUUAUACUUUUAUCAGGCCAUGCUAGAGGUGUAUGUAAAUGUAGAUUUUCAUACAAUUCUAAACUUAUGAACAUCUUCAGAUUGAAUUAAAAUUGAAGUUCAAAAGUG
Molecule: messenger RNA, 1297 nt
Organism: Candoia aspera
Lineage: Eukaryota; Metazoa; Chordata; Lepidosauria; Squamata; Candoiidae
Gene: GLRX3
Product: glutaredoxin 3
Exons: 11
Coding region: 82-1080 (332 amino acids)
Biological process (GO): intracellular iron ion homeostasis
Cellular component (GO): cytosol; nucleus
Source: RefSeq, a predicted model, not a curated record